Molecule: messenger RNA, 1087 nt
Organism: Gongylonema pulchrum
Lineage: Eukaryota; Metazoa; Nematoda; Chromadorea; Rhabditida; Gongylonematidae
Source: the annotation of a GenBank genome assembly
GUUUUAUGAUGGAACACGAAAAGGAAAAAUAUGAUGAGAUACAGUAUCGCUAUGCUAAGUACUGGAUGCCGUUCCAGUGGGCAUUGUCGCUUUGUCAGGAAGCUCGGAACCAACAAAAAAUUUCCAGCGAUUUCUUGCUGGAAAAGGUUGGAGAGGAAAUUAAAAUAUUCCGUACGAAUAUGGCCAUUUUAUGUAAUUUCGAUUGGGUGCCGCUGCCCAUCAUGUAUCCGCAGUUAAUUGUCUUAGCCGUUCACACAUAUUUUCUCGUUGCCGCCGUCGCCAGGCAAUUCAUUAUCAGUGAAGAAGCCUUGAAUAAGACGCCGACGGAUAUUUAUUUUCCGUUUAUGACAGUGGUACAAUUUGUUUUCUACAUGGGUUGGCUAAAAGUGGCAGAAGCGAUGUUGAAUCCGUUUGGUGAAGAUGAUGAUGAUUUUGAAUGCAAUUUCCUCCUUGAUAAAAAUCUUACUAUUGGUCUCACAAUUGUCGAUGCUGGUUAUAACAAGACACCAGCUCUGCUCAAAGAUGUCUUCUGGAGCGAAAAGCAAAUCGAACCACUGUAUUCGGCGCAGUCCGCUCGAGAGGAGCAUCGCAUCUCCGGUGUUACUGGAUCAACCGCUAACGUCAAAUUCGAGGAAAAAGAUGGAUUGAUUAAAAUGCAGCCGCUAUCAGAAGAAGCGGAAAAUCGUCAUUUACUGUCCGGGCCUUUUGGAAUUUUGCGUAGCUCUCUGCGGUUCAGUUCGCGCGGUGAAAGGUCAAUGAGCCAUUCUUACUUUAAUACGAGCCUGCACCAUGGCGACAGCAAUCGCAAAAAUGACAGUGCCAACGAAUUAUCCGGUAUGGAAAGGGGCUACUCAAAAGGAGAAAACGACGGUGAAAGUAGGCGCAACAGUUUAAGCCGUGUUUUGGAGGCUAUCGUCAGUGAAUCGAAUUCGUACAGUAACCCUGCCAUCGUCGUUACAGGUUCGUGCAGUAAUUUUGAACGAGGGCGUAAAAUAGUUUUUCAAAAAAUAUACUCUGCUUUCUCAAACACUCGUGCUUCGGGAACAAAUAACCAGAAAAUAUUAGUUAAGCAACUGAAAAAGUAGAU